AUGGCCAUGGCCAGCUCGGCGUCAGCCAGUUUGUCGUCCCACAUCGAGCUGCCGUUGAUCACGGUGCAGCCGACGUUCCCCGAGGUCGUGCACGACAUCGGUUCAGGUAGCGACGCUUCGGCCGAGGAUUGUUGGAUCUCGUGCUAUUGGAAGGGCAAGACUUCGGUCCAUGGCAAAGUGAGGGUGCUCGAAGCCGAGGGAGGGGGUGCGGUAGAGCUGGUCGCCAGGGACGGGGUCACGUGCCGAAUGGUCGAUGGCAAGGUAUGGAGCGAAUGCUUGAUCCAAACGCUCUACAUACGUGACUCGUAUCUCUGACGUGACCCGGAUGAUUACCGUGGGGCAGACUACAACCCUCGAGUGUUCGUGUGAGCAGCUGGCAAUACCCCCCACUUUGGUCCACUUCCCGCUUCGCACCGAUCGAUUGGCCAACUUCGGACCGGUCAACUCGCUCGACAUCGCCCCGGACGGAUCUCGCUACGUCGUAGGCGGAGACAACGGCUUGGUGCGAGUUGUCGAGCUUUCGCCUUCGCACUCAUCCACGCAAGCGCCGCGGCAGAUCGCGCUCAAAGGUCACCUGGCCGAUCUCACCGUCGUGCGAUUCUUCCCGUCGGGCGAAGUCGUGCUCACCGGAGCGAUGGACAUGACCAUUCGGAUCUAUUCGGCUCUGAGCGGGAAAGAGGUCAGGACCCUGACGGGCCACACAAAGUCCGUCUCGGGAUUUUUCAUUCUCGGCAAGGGCAGGAAGAUCCUCUCGUCGUCGCUCGAUGGAACGAUCCGAUUAUGGAACAUUGCCGAGGCCAAAGUGGAAAGAACGUGGAGGUUUGACCAACCCGUUUCUGCCUUCUCUGUGUCACAGUUCACCGGAUCGACAGCUUUGGCGGAGGACUACCCCGAAAUCGAGGAGCUCUACGCCAUCGCCGCGCACACGAACGGUUCUGCAACGGCCCUUCCCCUCGGCACCGACACCUCUGCUCCCUUGCUACGACUGCGAGCUGGCUCAUCACCCCUGCACUCGAUCGCGCUCGAUUCCGAUUCUGGCCGACUUGCUUUGGGAUCUCGGAACGGCCGCGUUGCUCUGUUCCAGCUUCCUGCUCUUGAUGCAACCAGCCCAAGACCGGCGCAGGAGACGCUUGCCCCUCUGUUGACCCUAUCACGCUCCGAUACUGUUGUUCAUCGACUCUGCUUCUGCACUACGUCGAAUCUAGCACCGACGCAAGAUCUCCUUGUCGCUGGCGCCGAUGGACUCCCAUUCCGAGUAACUUUACGUCAAGACCCUUCCGAUGCCACAAGUACAACGGCAUCAAUCGUGGAUGAGUAUUCCGGCUUGGACUGUGAAGCAUCUACUUCCGCGAUUGCGUCGCAUGGGUGGAUCUGGGUCGCUGGCGCGGAUGGGAUGAUUAGGCGAUAUAAGGGCUAA
Molecule: messenger RNA, 1417 nt
Organism: Microbotryum saponariae
Lineage: Eukaryota; Fungi; Basidiomycota; Microbotryomycetes; Microbotryales; Microbotryaceae
Source: the annotation of a GenBank genome assembly